AUGUCUCGCUCAUUGGCAAGGCUCAUCAAGCCGAUUAUCGUUCGACGACAGAACCGCGGCGAUUUGACGGAACCCACGUCCAGCGCAACUCAAGUCUACCAGCCCGCUCGUCUUCCAGCUAUACAGCUUGAAGACUCUCGAGCGGCAGAAACCAAAGCAGUAGCCCAAUCAUGGCAUCCAUGCAGAACGGAAGCAGCAGCACCUCCUGCUGCCAGCAAGGCAGAUGGCGGCGUACAUGACCCAGAAGCAGAGCUCAUCGAGUCCAACUGGGAUGAAGUCAUCGGCGAAUUUGACCAGAUGAACCUCAAGCCAGAGCUGCUCAGAGGCAUCUUUGCAUACGGCUUCGAGCGACCGUCGGCAAUCCAGCAACGCGCAAUUCAGCCCGUCCUCCUCGGCCACGACGUUAUCGCCCAGGCACAGUCUGGCACAGGCAAGACAGCUACCUUCUCAAUCUCGAUCUUGCAGUCCAUCGACCUCAACCUGCGCGCCGUGCAAGCGCUCGUCUUGGCGCCUACGCGUGAAUUGGCCCAGCAAUCACAGAAAGUCCUCAUCGCGCUUGGUGACUACCUCAACGUCGAAUGCUAUGGCGCCGUCGGAGGUACAUCCGUUCGCGAGGGUAUCGAGAAGCUCAACGAAGGCCCUCACGUCGUCGUUGGCACGCCCGGCAGAGUGUUCGAUAUGAUCCAACGACGCGCGCUCAAGACGGAUCACAUCAAGAUCUUCUGUCUCGAUGAAGCCGACGAGAUGCUCUCGCGCGGUUUCAAGGACCAGAUCUACGAUAUCUUCCAGCACCUGCCACCUCAGAUCCAGGUCGUCCUGCUCUCCGCCACCAUGCCAAACGAUGUCCUGGAGGUCUCGAAGAAGUUUAUGCGUGACCCCAAGCAGAUCCUGGUCAAAAAGGAUGAGCUCACGCUCGAAGGUAUCAAGCAAUUCUACAUCGCCGUCGACAAGGAGGAGUGGAAGCUCGACACUCUCUCUGACCUUUACGAAACCGUCACGAUCACCCAGGCCGUCAUCUUCUGCAACACCCGUAGAAAAGUCGACUGGCUCACCGAGAGGCUCCAAGCCAAGGAGUUCACCGUCUCGUCCAUGCAUGGCGACAUGGAGCAAGGUCAGCGUGAGCUGAUCAUGAAGGAAUUCCGCUCCGGCUCUUCUCGUGUCCUCAUCACUACCGAUCUGCUAGCCCGCGGUAUCGACGUACAACAAGUCUCCCUCGUCAUCAACUAUGAUCUGCCUACCUCGAACGAGAAUUACAUCCACCGUAUCGGUCGUGGCGGACGUUUCGGCCGAAAGGGUGUCGCCAUCAACUUUGUAUCUGCAGAGGACACUCAGGCUCUCCGAGACCUCGAGAAGUUCUACAGCACCCAGAUCACAGAGAUGCCGAUGUAUGGCGAUCACCUCAGAUCUCGAUAUCAACUGACGUCUUGCAUGCAGGAACGUCGCCGAUCUGAUCUAGACGGCAAAAUAAGAGCGCAGUCUUCGCACCCUUACUACUACUUUGCAGUUGUACAACGUGGCUUCGUGCCGUUCAGCGUCCAGACAGACGCGCAUGAAGCGCAUCGAUCCAAUGAGGCAUGA
Mixia osmundae IAM 14324 is the source of this 1578-nucleotide messenger RNA. RefSeq lists its product as uncharacterized. NCBI's taxonomy places the organism in Eukaryota, Fungi, Basidiomycota, Mixiomycetes, Mixiales, Mixiaceae. Bases 1 to 1578 code for a protein of 525 amino acids. The transcript has 5 exons. The record is from RefSeq and is a predicted model, not a curated record. Gene Ontology annotation, molecular function: ATP binding; RNA binding; RNA helicase activity.